GACGCGGUGGCUUUGUCGUCAUAGCCCCAGUGCCCAUUCAUCAGCGGACUUGGGCGUUGUACUCCGCAUCUCAUUUGCGGCUGGGCCAAUUUCUCCAUUUACAAACUCCGCUCGAGAAAAAAUUGAAAGAAUUCGCGUUUCUUUUGCAUCUUUGCCACAUUUUUGCAAGUUCUCACACGUCCAUUUGCGGUCAUUUCUGUUUCGGGCUGAUUCAUCGGCUUCAGUUGGAGAAGGAGGUGUCGGCGCUUGACUUGAAUUUUUGGGAAGGAAGCUUGCGGUCUUUGUUCAUUCAUUUGAUCGGUUGGGUUCCUUUGUUGCACCAAAAGCAUGGGAGCACAAAUCUCCAAAACCGCUGGAAAAGGGGAAGCUGCGGUAGAAAAGCCAGCAGAAGGUGCAGCCGUAGCAGCAAAGACAAACGGACAGGAGAAUGGCCACGCCAAGACCAAUGGGGAUACCUCUCCAGCUGCAGAGGAGGCCAACAAAGCCGAUGUUCAGGCCAACGGCAGCACUCCUACUGAGGAGGUGCCAAAAGAAGUCGGUGAGAAAGUAGAGGUUGUUGAGGCCAAUGGCGAGAAGGAGCCUGCCGCCACAAACGGAGAGGCUUCUGCCAAGCCGGAGGAAGGCACUCCAUCCACCAGCGAGGAUGGCAAGCAAAAGAAGAAGCGUUUCUCCUUCAAGAAACCCUCCUUCAAGCUCAGCGGCUUCUCAUUUAAGAAAACCAAGAAAGAGUCUGAGGAGGCAGCGGAGGAAGGAGCAGCAGCAGAACCAGCUGAAGAAGAGAAGGUGGCAUCAGAUGAAGCGGCUGCUGCGGAGGCCAAACCAGCUGAGGCUGCUGCUGAGGGCGCCAAGGAGGCUGCAGCUGAGGAGCCAAAGGCUGAGGAGGUGAAGGCAGAAGAACCAGCAGCAGCAGAAGGAGGAGAGGAGAAACCAGCUGAGGCUUCACCUACUGAACCAGAGACGGCAGCCAGUCCAGAUGUCCCGGCCGCCGCUGAGUAAUCCUGCUGAUCCAGACACCGGAAUGAAGGAGCCCGUCUGAAGGAAUGCGAGGACUUGUCUAAAACCAGGGAUUUUUUUUGUUCAUUUUUUGUUGGUGUUUGUUUACUAUUCUGCAACCAUCUCAUCCAUAAUGACUGCAAGGUCCUUGGCAGUGAUGGGCAGGAGGUGUACUGGAGUGUGCUGCUUCCUCACUGCUCAUUGGUGCUUGCAUGUGUGACGUUGGGCGAGUGUGACUGUGUGAAUGUGAGUGUGAAUGUUUUUUUUCUACAUGAAACCAUGACUUUGUUGACACGUUGCUGAAUUUGACAUAUUUUAUCAAAGUAUUUGGUGCUGGGCAAUUGGAUGUAGCAGCUAAAGCUGUGUCUGCAAGAUUUGACACAUUGUGAUAUUUAAAGGGAAAGUCCUAAACCAAGUCUUAAAUGUUGUCUUUGCAGUGCACAGUUGUUUACAACUCUUAAAACUCGACGCUCCUGUGGACACAACCAUUCCUGAAUUAAGUAGAUUUAGUUAACUGUCAAUCAAUAGGUGCUCAUCACUUCCCAUUAGAUUCCACCAUUUCAAAACUCUGUAGUAAUGCACGUUGUAUAGACUUUGAUAUUACUGGUUUUAUGACUGAGAUGUACCUAAAUGACUGAAGUUUUUAACAGAUUACCCAUUGUAAAUGAAGUUUUUCUUGUUUUUCACCAUUUGUAAGAUUGAAUAAAAUUGGGAGAUGUUUUAAGCAAAUUUUGCAUCAAGCUGUGAUGACUACACCACUUAAAAUCUACACUAGAAAGCACAUAUUUGAGGUUUUGGGUGCAAUAUUUGAACAGCAUUUUUUCUUUGUGUGUACAUAAUGAGGCUUCACCUUCUAUUAAAUAUGAAAUGUAACAUUGGCUAAAUUGGUUAUAGGUGUUCAGUAUACUUGCUGUGCGCACUGAUGAAGAAUAAAUGAUUGAAGCGGCA
Molecule: messenger RNA, 1941 nt
Organism: Cottoperca gobio
Lineage: Eukaryota; Metazoa; Chordata; Actinopteri; Perciformes; Bovichtidae
Gene: marcksb
Product: myristoylated alanine-rich protein kinase C substrate b
Exons: 2
Coding region: 328-996 (222 amino acids)
Biological process (GO): actin filament organization; central nervous system development
Cellular component (GO): cytoplasm; actin filament bundle; plasma membrane
Molecular function (GO): actin filament binding; calmodulin binding
Source: RefSeq, a predicted model, not a curated record